CCUCUCUAAAACCCCACCCUCUCCUCCCUACUCUUGAACCCUUCUCUUCCUCCCCACACCAUCCAGCUCCAAUUCCCCAUAGCUUCUCCUAGAAUUAGCAUUGCUCUUCUCUUCAUCCAUCUCCAAUUCCCAAAUCCCAGCUCCCUCUGUUCUCCUGCUCUGUUCUUGCUGCCUGCCCUGGUCUGCUGGCUCUGCUUCUCCUAGCUUGACCUCUUCUUGCCUCAGAGGAAUACAGCAGCAGCAGAAGAAUCUUUCCUUUCCCUAUUUUUUUUCUUGGUGUUUGCAUUCAUCGCAGCUCAAGCCGUCCCAGGUGGGCGUCAGGCAGAGACAAGAGAGAGUGUGUGUUUCUAGGUUCCAAGGUUGCUGGUGCAGCUUUGUUUAACACUUUCUUUGCUCUGCUUUAUACCUCUUCUUCUUCUUCCCCCCAAAGGUUGCAAGCCAAAGGUUGCAGUUUCUUGCAACCUUUCUUCCAUCUUUCUCUGUCUCGCAAAGGCAGCAGCAAGUUUCACGAACAAGGAAAGGAAAGGAAACCCCUUAGUUCCCGCGCAAUCUUGUUUUCUCUCCGGGCAGGGGUUUAGGGGGUCAGAGAAGCUUUUCUUGGAUUAAUGGUGGCUGGAUUGACCGGAGAAGAGCCGGAGCGGUGAAGCUGUUUGUUGAAUUGUCGAGGGGCAUUUUGGUGGUCGAAGGAGGAGCGAUGACGUCGUCUUGCAUCCCGACGGGGCUGCGGCUGGACCUGGACAUGGUGAAGGCGGGGGCGGCGCACUCGUCGUCGUCGGCGUCGCCGUCGUCCACGCUGUCGGAGGCUUCGUCUUCGUCGGCGACCUCGGUGUCGCUGAAGCGGGCCCGGGCCCCCAGGAAGCGGCCCAACCAGGCCUACAACGAGGCCGCGGCCCUGCUCGCCUCCAUCCACCCCUCCGUCUUCCCCGUCAAGAAGAGCCCCAAGACCGCCUCCCAACGCUCCUCCUCCGCCCUCGCCUUCGUCUCCGGCUCCGGCGCCGCCGCCUCCGACCUCCUCCCGCCGCUCCCCGUCCUCGCCGACGCCGCCUUCCUCCUCCGCGACUCGCCCCCUCCGCCGCCCCCGCCAGAUGCCAAGCACUGCUCGUCCCCGGCGCCGGUGAGCAGCGCCUUCCGGGAGUUCCGCGACCCGGCACCGUCGCCGGCGAGCCCUGAAGCUGGCGCCGCCGACGAGGAGCCCGGUGAGCUCGACUUCGACGACGACGCCUGCUUCGACGCGGAGUCCAUCCUGCUCGACGCCGACGAGGCCGCGGUGGACGGCAUCGACGGCAUCAUGGGCAGCCUCACCAUGGAGGGCGGCGCCGGCAUUUCCGACGACUCCGUCCUCUCCAGCUCCGGCAUACACCCGUACCUCAGGAGCCUCAUGGUGGUCGGCCUCGCCGGCCGCUUCGAGCUCGGCCUCGGCUCCGGCUCCUCCCGCCACGGCGGCGCGCGGCCCAACCUCAACCGCGCACUCAAGCGCCGCGACGACGACGACGGCGGCGCCGCCUGGUGGAUGUGGCCCGCCGUGCCCGUCAAGGACAUCACCGUCGCGCCACCGCCAACGCCGGCUCCACAACAACAACAACCGGCGGCAGCGACAAUGCCGGAGCCGGCGCCGGAGAAGAAGAAGAGCAAGAAGAAGAAGGUCGUGAAGCUGGAGAAGGUGAUGAUGGCCAAGGAGAAUGAGAAAUGCGAGGAGGAAGCCGCCGAUGGAACAACAGUGGACGGCAAUGGCGAUGACGACUGCACGGCACCGACGAAGGCGCCCAAGACCGGGCUGGGGCUGAAGCUGGACGCUGACGAUGUGCUCAAGGAAUGGUCCGGCAAAGGGUCGAUGUUCGCCGAGGGUGGCGGGCCGGAGUCGACGGAGUCGGCAGCCGAAGUGCGGGCAAAACUUGCAGACAUUGACCUGUUCCCAGAGAAUGGGGCUGCUGGUGGCAUCAGGGAAGCGAGCGUGAUGAGGUACAAGGAGAAGCGGCGCAACCGGCUGUUCUCAAAGAAGAUCCGGUACCAGGUCCGGAAGGUGAACGCCGACUGCCGGCCUCGGAUGAAGGCAAGCACUAGAACUGAUUCUUGAAAGAAUAAAAAGUUCUAAUAAUAUUUGUAAGGGAAGGUUUGUUAGGAGCCCAUCUCUUCUUCAGCAAGCCCUGGAGGAAGAGACCUAAGCUAGAUAGUGAUACUUGCUUAGCCUUUUUUAUGGACACCUUUUUGGCCAUACUAGUUUGCUCUCAUUAGCUAAGAGAUGUGAGUGAGUGGGUGAGAAUUUUUUGUUCCAUCCCUUUUUGGUCUUUCGGAGUUUUGCAAUGCAGAGAGAGAGAGGAUAGAAAUGCCCCUAGGAUGAGGUUCCAUGGGGAUGAGAUGAGAUCAGGUCACAUAGUUUGUCUCAGGUUUACAAUGUGAGGUAAAGGAAAUAAAGUGAUGUUAGAAUAUUUCUUGCAGGCA
This is a messenger RNA of Brachypodium distachyon (stiff brome), 2439 nucleotides long. Its product is annotated as protein CHLOROPLAST IMPORT APPARATUS 2. The transcript has 3 exons. Gene Ontology annotation, biological process: regulation of DNA-templated transcription. Gene Ontology annotation, cellular component: nucleus. The coding region runs from base 695 to 2074 and encodes 459 amino acids. Gene Ontology annotation, molecular function: protein binding. The record is from RefSeq and is a predicted model, not a curated record. NCBI's taxonomy places the organism in Eukaryota, Viridiplantae, Streptophyta, Magnoliopsida, Poales, Poaceae.